Leopardus geoffroyi (Geoffroy's cat) is the source of this 4387-nucleotide messenger RNA. RefSeq names its product family with sequence similarity 124 member A (gene FAM124A). The transcript has 4 exons. The record is from RefSeq and is a predicted model, not a curated record. Lineage: Eukaryota; Metazoa; Chordata; Mammalia; Carnivora; Felidae. Bases 217 to 1839 code for a protein of 540 amino acids.
CGCGGCCGGGCGCCGCCAGGAGAGGGCGCGGCGCGGCGCUGCGGAGCGCGGCUGGCGCCCGAGUUGUUUCCCGGAGCCCGGAGCCGCGAGACGCUCGCAGUGAGCCCAGCCAGCUCGGGCCGGGCUGGGCUAGGCGGGGCCGGGCGGGGCGGCCCACAGGGAGCUCGCCCCGGGUCACGCCGGCGCCCGCCAGCCGAGCGCGGCGGGGAGCGCGCCAUGGACCCCAAAACGGGCGGUGGCGAGGAGGAUGACUGCGUGGACUCGGGCGCCGAGACCGGAGGGUCUGACUACAGCCACAUGUCCUCCACCAGCAGUGAGCUCUCCGUGGAGGAGGCGCAGGACCCUUUCCUGGUUAGCAUCCACAUAAUCGCAGACCCAGGGGAAUCCCAGCCCCUGCAGGAGGCCAUCGACAAGGUCUUGGCCUGGAUCCACCCGGACCUGCAGCUCUUCCGGGUCUCGGAGAGGCGGGCGCCCCGGCGGCGGAGGAAGCCUUCGAAGGUGGCGCAGCCGGCGCUGGCCGUGGUGCUGUUCCUUCAGGAGGAGUACGGCGAGGAGCCCAUCCUGCAGCUGCACCGCACGCUGCAGCGGCCGCCCUGGCGCCACCACCACACGGAGCGCGUGCCGCGCAGGCUCCUGCCCUACCUGCCCUGCAGCCAGGACUUCUUCACGCUGGCCCCCGGCACGCCGCUGUGGGCCAUCCGGCCCGUGCACUACGGCAAGGAAAUCGUGCGCUUCACCAUCUACUGUCGCCACGACAACUACGCCGACAUCCUCAAGUUCUACGAGCUGAUCCUCCGGCGCAGCCCCAGCCAGAAGAAGACGGACUUCUGCAUCUUCCCCAUUUUCUCCAAUCUGGAUGUGGACAUCCAGUUCUCCCUGAAGAGACUGCCCUGUGACCAGACCCCCGUCCCCACCGACUCCUCGGUGCUGGAGUUCCGGGUCAAGGACAUCGGCGAGCUCGUGCCUCUCUUGCCCAACCCCUGCAGCCCCAUCAGUGAGGGGCGCUGGCAGACGGAGGACCUCGACGGGAACAAGAUCCUCCUGCAGGCGCAAAGGGUGCACAGGAAGUUUCCGAAACCCGGCAGAACUCAGCCCCCGUCAGAGCAGAGACCUCAUCCCGCGCCUCCGCCGAGCACCCCGGCCCCGAGCAGCACAACUGGCGGCAGCCAGCAGCCCCUGCCGGAAGGGUCACACCUGGGGUCCGGCCCCACGGGCCUGCCUCCUGGGCCCCAACGAGCCAGCGGCCCUCCCAGCCUCCCCUGGUCUUUCCAGAGAAGCAAGUCCUUGUUUUGUUUGCCCACGGGAGACCCCUCCCCAGGCUCCUCGGCCCUGCCACAGUGGUUCUCAAACACAGGUGACGCGGGGCACAGGGCGUCAGAGUGGAGGCAUGGCUGCCUCCUCUCCAUCGAUGACUUGGAGGGGGCCCAGGAGACGGACGUGGACACGGGCCUCCGCCUGUCCUCCUCGGACCUCUCUGUGGUCUCUGCUUAUUCCGCGCCCAGUAGGUUCUGCGGCACCGGGGAAGCAGCCCUCCCCUCUGCAAGAUGCGGCGGCCACUGGUCCAAGCCCAGGGGUUCCAGAGACGGACCACUGCCCGCUGGGGGCGGGGUGACCACAGACACCUCCUGGGCUUCCCUCCCUUUCUUCACCAAAGGGCCCGCCAGCUCCUCCGCGACAGCUGCUGCUGCUCCCACUGCUUCCGGCCCCUCCUCGCUCACAGAGUCCGCACCGGAGCCUCCCUGUGCUGCUCCCAGCGCCGAGCAGACCGGCGGGGAUGCCCCACCGCCCCCAGCGUUGACCGGACCUGUGGACAAUGCCAUGGAGGAAUUCUACAUCUGAACACCCUCUGCCCUUGUUUUUCAGACACACUGGCUCGGGUCCUGCUGGCCCCGCUGGGGCCCGAACCCCGCCCGCGUUCUCAGCCCCGCUCCCCCGUCUGUCUGGGAUCCGGCUCAUCACACGUUGGCCGCACGGCCCAUGCUUACCUGAGAGGGGGCAGGUUUCUAGACACUCAGUGGAAAAAUACCAGCGUUUUUAUGCAAAUAAAUUCUCAAGCUUCUGUUGUAAAAAUUUUUUGAAUCCUCCGUUCCCUUUGAGAUACGGUCUAGUGCACUUAAUACAAUUUAAAUGCUUCCUAUAAUUAUUUGAAAUGAAAAGAAAACCUAGUCAGCCGGAGCUGAUUUGGCAAUUUUUCAUGCUGUGAAGGAAAAACAAUUAAAGCCAAAACGUUGAAUGUGGGAAAGAUACUAAGUGACCUGUAGGAGAGAUUAGUGCACAAUAACGUAACGUACGGCUUACUGGAUUCUGCGUACAUAUUUGCAUUACCAGGGACCAGUGGCCCUGAGAAUUUCCAGGGAGUGCUUAAUAGUGAAAAACCUCAGCUUGAUAAAACAGUAAACAUAUAUCAGACUAUGGUAGCGUCUCACUUGGAUGCCGUGCGACAUCGGGAAAUAUGGAUUUAUGCGAAGGUAGCUAAUAUAUUUUAGAAGGAUUUAUCCUGAGUGACAGACUCUGUGAUUUGAGUUCCCAAAACCAGACUGGCAUCCACCUUUCAGUGACACCUUCACCGUAACAAGGAGAGUCUGCGGAGGACCACUCCACUACCCGGAUUUAUUUGGAUCACUGAAGAAUUGCUCAUUGGAGUAGGUAGUGUUAAGAUUCUUCAACUUUAAAACCCACAGUCCAAGGGCUAUGUAUAUACGUCUCUAUAUAAAUGACAGGAGCCACAUUUUAUACCACUUUCUCCAAUAAACGUGCAUUGUCACACACCCUGAUCUUUUCGUCCUUAAAUAAUUUGUAACGUUUUUUAAGCGGCAUUGCGAUUGCACAGAUUAAUAAAUGCCCCCGUCUUCUCCAAAUGGGAAGCUUCAUAGGAAAUGCUGCCCUGGACGAACACUGUUUCAUUGCUAGCCUCCCAUGAGUACAUAGAAGCCUUAACUGAAGCAGGAGCUCUAGCCCAACCUUAGCCUUUUCUGCCUGUUGUCUGCCUCUGUCAAGCUUGAAUGGUAGUUCAACGUCACCUUUCUCACUCCAGUGAGGGUAUGUUUACACUUCCAAACUCAGCAGUGCCAAGUGCUUUCACCUUUGGGAAAGAAGGGCAUGGAUUUAUUUGCCUUGCUCAUUUCCUCAUCUGGUGCUCCUCGCCUACAUGACUCGUAGCCCAGCUCUCACCUCUCUGGAAGUGCCCAGACCAGUCCAGACACCGCCUCAGAAUCCUCGUCGACACUGUCCUCCAAGCUGCCGUUAAGCCUUUGCCUUCCCUGCAACGAGAAGCUCAGAUCCUGUCCCAAACAUCCUGGAUAUUCCCGGCCUCCCAAAUCAUAAUAUGCUCCAUUUUAAGUAAAUAAAAACACCAUCUCUUAUAAUUCUGGGCCAGGAGAGAGCAAACUUUUUUCUAGAAAGGGCUAGGUAAUGAACAUGUUAGGUUUUGCCAGCCAUUGGGUUUCUGUUGCAACUACUCAACUCUGUCAUCACAGUGCGAAAGCCGCCAUGGAAGAUGUGUAGGUGAAUGGGCGUGGCUGAGUUCCAGUAAAGCCUUCUUCACAAGAACCGGCCUAAGCCUCGUGCUGGACUGAGGAUGAUUUACGAUCUCGGGCACAGUCCACAGUAAAGCUUCUCAGUCUGCAGCCCUCUGCUGCCGUGGGGUCCUCACGUCAUGCCAGGGACUACAGAACCACAGGGCUCAGAGCAGUGAGGGACUUCUUUCUGCUGAGAUGGUUCCUAGAAAGCCACUAGCUGUGUACCUCCCCUCCGGAAAUGUGACUCGCGGCAGCUGAGGAUGAGAAACAACACGUUAACGUUAGGGAAGAGAAAACUCCGAGGUGUCGAUGCAGCCUCUGAGGAACAGGAGGCAAGCUCAUGCGUAGCAAAGGUCCAUGAGACAUAAACAAGUGGACCAACUGCCAAGUUUGGCUCCUCCUGGCUUCCCCCCUACCAGUACCCUUAUUAUACUUGCAUGCACCCCCAGGAUUGCUUCGGAGCCCAACCCUGAUGCUGUCUGGUCCGAUCCCUUCUUUGUGACCCACCCUCAGCACAGUCCAGUCUACCCAGUUCAGCGACCCCAAAGGAUGUCAGUGAUGCCAUUUAAGAGCAGGAAAUGCAAGAUGCCCCUGUAACACAAGGGGAGCACUGAGGGAAGCCCACCACACACAUUCAUGCAUCCCCCUCCCUUCCCUCCCAGGCUGUGGUCAGAAGUGGCCAUAUACCCUGUGCAGAAGAAUGUCACAGAGAGAUGUUGACAAAGCCCCAGCUUCAACUUCUGGCUGUGCACCAGCAUUUUCCUCAUCCAGGAAGUCUCCUGACACCCACUGGGGGAGCCGCAUUACUUUUGUUGUGAUAGAUGCUGGCAUACUGUAAGUGCUCAAUAAAUUUGUUCAAUUGAAACACA